AGCAACGGGCUAAAGUGACGGAGCCGCGCGGAACAUGUGUGUCUGCUGCAUCUCUGUGAUUUAUUAAGAGUUUAGUUUGUUAACUGGCUGCGAGGUAAUGGCACGGAUAAGCUAACGAGUGGCUUCUCACGCGCAGUUACACGUUCUCGCUAACGUUUCUGAUCUUUUUUUCCUUCGUUUGAUCUGCGCUACGGAGGGAGGGAGCGUCAGCUAGCGUCAGCUAACGAAACGAGCUAAUAAUAAUAUAUAUAUUUAUAUAUAAAAAAUGGCCACUCUUUCUAUUCCUGCAUGCACCAGCGCGCUGCUGCUGGAUAUUGAAGGGACCACCACGCCGAUCACGUUUGUAAAGGACAUCUUAUUUCCAUACAUCAAGGAGCAUCUGGAGGAGUAUUUGUCUUCUCACUGGGAGGAAGACGAGUGCAAACAAGACGUUCAUCUCCUGAAGAAGCAGAUCGAGGAGGACAUGAGGCAGAACCGGUCGUGUCCCGUCCACGCCGUGGACCAGACGGUCCACACGGACGAGGAGAAGGCCAUCAGGGAGGUGGUGGACAACGUGCUGUGGCAGAUGGCGGCGGACAGGAAGUCCACGGCGCUCAAACAGCUGCAGGGACACAUGUGGAGGGCGGCGUAUUCCUCAGGGAGAAUCAAAGGCGAGGUUUAUCAGGACGUGGUUCCGUCCAUCAGGACGUGGAGAGGACAAGGACUGAAGGUUUACAUCUACUCCUCUGGAAGCGUCGAGGCUCAGAAGCUUCUGUUCGGAUACUCGGUGGAAGGAGACGUUUUAGAAUUAUUUGACGGACACUUUGACACAAACAUAGGAGCUAAAGUCGACUGUAAAAGCUACGAGCGGAUCGCGGAGAGGAUCGGAUGUCGGCCCGAGGAAGUCACGUUCCUGACGGACGUCACUCGAGAGGCUAAAGCAGCAGAAGAGGCCGGGAUGAACGUGGUGCUGGUGGUGAGGCCUGGAAACAUGGAGCUGACGGACGAGGAACGGUCUCACUACAACCUCAUUACCUCCUUUAACCAGCUGCAGCUGGCGGGACGAGCUUAACGCAGAGCAGGAUGGAGGCAGAGACAACUCCUCUGGCUUCACUCCACCUCCUCCUUCCUCCUCCUCCACCUCCUCCUCUUCCUCCUCCUCCUUCGUUUUUUUAUUUUUAUUUUAUUUUACAGCUGAAGUUGUAGACCAUUCAGCUGGGACUAGCCUCCAGUGGAGCUACUAAAUAUUAAUAAUAUUAAUAAUAAUAAUAAUAAUAAUACUAAUAAAAAGCGAUCCAGUUGUUUCCGGAUGCCUUUCACACGUACGGAUCAUCACUGUCAUCAUCGGACCCACCGACCGACCGGGAGCUGGAAAACGAAAGCACGAAGCUGCACACGACGUGAGAUUUUUACCUUUUAGACGAGUGUUCGACUGCCACUUUCCGACAUGUACGUACGCACGCGUGUGUUUGUUCGUCUCCCACUUCGUAAAUGUCCCGUUUUCUCCCUCCUCCACUCGCAGACGUGUGAAGUUAAUGUUAAGUGUCAUGUUUUAGAAGGUAGAGCAACAAUAUAAGGUGAACUCAAGAUGGGAAGAAUUCAACACAACCUGCGUAACUCCAGCCCUUUUUAAGAUGAUUCCUUCCAGUAAAAACCCUCAUUUUUAGCAUCAACGUGUUCAGAACGAGCUGAUUAUUAUUGGAGGAGUUAAUGGUGAAAACAUCAAGUCUCCAAAACGACGUUUAGCUAAAACGUACGUUUCACUUAUGAGUGUUAAUUAGAUGGAAACGCACGGUUUGUCCAGUCAGACGUCUUAAUCCACCGCAGGUAAACACUGUCUAUUUAAAUGUGCCAUCACUGUUGUCCGUCUGUAUCGUGGGUCUUGGAAAGAAAAAAACAAAAACAAAACAAAAAACAAAAAAAUACUAAACAUUGCCAAACUGAUGAUUUUAUGUGUGGAACAAUUAGUUGGUAUCAUUUAGAAAAAUUCCAAUAAAUGCCUUGUCUCACACUGA
This is a messenger RNA of Mugil cephalus (flathead mullet), 1994 nucleotides long. It is a transcript of the gene enoph1, whose product is annotated as enolase-phosphatase 1. The transcript has 6 exons. Gene Ontology annotation, molecular function: acireductone synthase activity; magnesium ion binding. The record is from RefSeq and is a predicted model, not a curated record. Bases 266 to 1051 code for a protein of 261 amino acids. NCBI's taxonomy places the organism in Eukaryota, Metazoa, Chordata, Actinopteri, Mugiliformes, Mugilidae.